GUUAGAGCUACGUCAGCGUCUAGCUUGUAUGCUAACUGUCUGAUACGAAACGAGUUGGUGGUUACCGUCUUAACGCUCAGUUACAAUAAUGCAGCAUUACCACAGCGGCUAGCACUGUCCUAGCCGUUGUGUCGGACGGCAUGACUUGCUAACUAUAGCAAUCUAUUAUAUAACCUGUUACUGCUUUUCCUACUGUAUUUACGAACUAGUUGGUAACAGCGAUGCCAUAUAUUUCACUAUGGUGCAUUGGCUGUGCUAGCGUAACAGCUAACCUAGCUCUAACUAAGUUACAAUUAUAGCAGCAAAUAUGGUAGCCUAAAACAAAUAACUUAUAGCUAGUCACAUUUAUCUUGCCAAUUCGCUUGGUAAUCGGACUAAUGUUAUAGCCAUCUUUUUGUUUAUUAUCUGAUUAAGUUAAGCUUAUUUAGCCCCCGGUCGUUAUACCAGGAUAUUGUUAGCAAUAGGUUCUGUAAUCGGUGUUUAAACCCAUAAAUGUAUGGGGUUUGACAACAACACUAACAAAAAUAACAGUCAGGCAUGACAAGAGGUAGGCUAUACACAGUCAAUUGAAAAGGGUGGAGCGAUUGAUCAGGGAUAUUUGAUCACACAGGAAGAGGGAGGGCUGCAGCUUAUCUCAGGACCCAGGGGAAAUAAUCCACUCACCUAGCUAAACUUGCAGGAUGCUGCACACAAACGUAUUAUACUAGCCAAAAGAUUGCCAAGAUUCACCAUUUGAAUUUGAGAUGCUUUUUGUAACCAUAUUUUAACCUAAACUGGUCACAUUCCUGGGAUUGUCCACUAGAUGCAAAGGAUGCAUUCAGUGCUGCACAAGACUAUUUAGGAUGAUCAAAAAUCAGGAAGAAGACGAGUUCAUUGCUGUCCGAGUCCAAGACCCACGGGUUCAGAAUGAGGGCUUUUGGAAUUCCUAUGUGGACUUCAAGAUAUUUCUACAUACCAAUAGCAAGGCCUUCACGGCAAAGACCUCAUGUGUGCGCCGUCGCUACAGCGAAUUUGUGUGGCUGAAGAAGAAGCUCCAGAAGAAUUCAGGGCUUGUUCCUGUUCCCGACUUGCCGGGCAAGACGCUUUUCUUCACUUUCAGCAAUGAAGACGUCAUCGAGAGGAGGCGGCAUGGCCUGCAGAACUUUCUGGACAAGGUGGUGCACAUGACUGUUUGCCUCUCGGACAGUCAGCUGCACUUGUUUCUGCAGACGCAGCUUCCCGUGGGCCACAUUGAAGACUGUGUGCAGGGACACACCCCCUACACUGUGACUGACGCAAUCCUCACCUAUGCCUCUUCCAAUCGCGGUUGGGCUCAGGAGGAAGAGAGUGUGGUCCAGGAACCAAGCCUCCUUUCGGUUUCAUAUGAAUCCGUGGACAGCCCUGCUCCUCAUCUACCUACCUUUAAAAAUGAGGAAACCGUUGAGUUCAGGGCUAGUGUGACUGAAACCCACAAGAGGGAUUUCCAAGAGACCUGCACUGAUGAAAUCAGUCAUCAUGCCAACACCUGUGUCAUUAGGGGAACUGACACUAGUGUUGUAAAGAAAUGCAUUAAUGUGGAGGAUGUCCUAAAAGUUGAUGUCCAUGAGACUAACACCUGCGUGAUUAAGGGAAGUGAUACCAGAGUUGAAGAGGAAUGCAUUCAUGAGGAUGAUGUCUUAAAGGUUGAUGUCCAUGAGACUGAGUCCUGUGUGCCUGGGAAAAUGGAGGCAGCCAUUGAGGAGAAGGACCCCUGUGAGGAACAUACUUUCAAGGAAGAUGUCCAGGAGAUCAAUAUCUGUGUGUUAGGGGCAAUGACGGGUGGUAUCUGGGAACAGGAUGCCAGUGAGGAUCCUGUCCAUGAAGCCAGUGUCCACGAGAACAACUCUGAUGCUGACUCCAGACCUGACCUGUUGGACUCUGACACUUUUAUUAUAGAGGCCCCUCCAGCUCAAGUAAAUGAGAGAGCCAUGAAAGAGAAAAAUGUCAGAGAGGAAGAUGUCCACCAGGAAGAUGUCCAGGAGACCAACACCUGUGUGACUGAAGCAAUGGAAGGUACCAUCCAGAAGAAGGAUUACAGCGAGGAGUCAGUCUAUCAGGCCCAUGAACAUGACUGCAAAUCUGAUGUUCAGGAUUUGAAGGAAAAUGAAGGUCUUGAUGAGAGCGAUGUCCAUGAAGCCAACAUCUGCUUGAUGUUACCUAGAGGUAGUGAGGCCAGCUGCAAAGAAAAGCACAGUAAUGAGGGUGGUGUUCAAGUGGUUAAUAAUUAUAAGACCAGCAACCGUGUGAUUGAAGGAAAGGAGGACCCUACCAUGGAGGAAAACUGUGAGGAAGAGCACAAGGUAGAUGUCCGUGUGACUAAUAUCUGUGUGGUUGGGGAAACUGGGCACCGUGUCACAGAGAGGGACACCAAUCAUGAGGAUGUCUACAGGGUAGUUGCCAACGGGAGCAGCAUCUCCCUCAAUAGGGCAAUGGCGAUCUCUGAGAAGGACACCAACGAGAUUGCCUGUGAAACCAGUGCCCCCAAGGCCAAUGACCAUGAGGAUGAAUCCUUUUCUGAAUCCACUUCUGACUCCAGAUCUGAUGCUGAGAACGUGGUCCCCAUUAUCACUCUUUCUGACACCCAUGAGGUAGACACCAAUGAAGAUGUCCAUAAGACCGACGCUUACAAUACCAGCACUGGGACAGCUGAUGUCUGUGAGCUGGACUGCCUUGUGUUAAAAGUCAGUGAUGAUAUCCCGGAGAAGGCGUCCUAUGAUGCCAAGGCCAACACCGUAUCUGGGGUCAGCGAGCCUGGUCUUCAUGAAGGCUUACAAGACCCUCACGGCAACCCCAUUGAAGGCCAUUGUGCCAGAAGCUAUGCCAUCAUCCACAAGCUAGAUGACUGCAAAGCAGAUGUUCCAGAGACAGGGAACCAGGAGCUUGAGCCCCCUGAGAUGGACAACCACACUGGCUUCAAUGGCCAACUAGAAGGAAAACUCUCUAACUACUGAUCGGGUAGGUUGAUGUAGGUUUUCUAUGCGGUGUGCACUGAAAGAUCAAAGAACAAUAACUGAAAUCCAGGUGGGCAGUGUAGUGCUGUUGCUGACCACUGAAGUAGUCUCUGUACUUCUCAGGACUGAAGUGGAGUGCGGUGGUGUCCCUUGCAGCAUACAGGGAUGUUCUUUAACUGGCCGCCUUUACCAUUGGACAUUAAAACGUUUUGUUAUAGCUGUCAUUACAGCUGAGCUCAGUCACAGGGCACCUGUAGCCAUUAUUCAAGCCUUCUUCAAGAGAAACCCAUUGUUGCAUCGACGAAAAGACCUGCUGUCUACACUCGGGCUCGAUUUUCUGGAUUUUUACAAGGGAAGGUAAAUUAACACAAUCGAUUUUUAUUGUGUCAAACUCAUUCCCCAGAUACUGAAGAAGUGCCCUUGUGGCAGCAACGGAUCCUUUCAUUGAGGAAUUACUUGUAGUUAAUGCUUGUGAUGUCAUUCGUCUGUACAGAUUGGUGCCCCAGUGCUUUGGGUUUGCAUUAACUGGGGGAAAUUGGCUUGGGGACCAGUGAUGUAGUAUUUGAAUGUUUGGUGUUCUUUGAGCCUGCAGUGUCACAUUUAUUUCUCUAAUGUACAAAGGGAAUCAAAGUCUGUGUGCCCUUCUCUAGCUUGCCGUCUUCAAAAUGGUGCUAGUGCUAAUGCAUGGCUCAGAUUUGUAUAACUGAUGCAUCUUGGAUACGUUUGAGGGAUCUCUGUAGGCCUACCAAUCUGUUCCAGAUACUAGUUAGUUUAAAAAGUGGCUCCUUGAUAUAAACAGCUGAUAGGCAUUAUGAAUAGCAGUCUCUAGUCUAGUGUGUAUGAAACUGUGUGUGAAGUUUGUACUCUUGGUCUCUGUUGGCCUCUGGGACAAGUCUGCUAUCUUUAACUCCUUACCCAGCCCAUGCAUUCCAUAGUUUUUUGUUUGUCUCCUGAUCAUAAUGUAGGAUUUUACAUUUUAAUGGCGGAUAUGUUUAGGUCCAUACUGAUGUUUUCAGGUGAGUGAUUGGACAUAAACACCAUUUGGAAAGUGGUUUACAAAGCCUUGACCUCAGAUGAAAAAUAAUUAUGUACUGUAUGCUAAAUGAGUAUAGAUUUCAUUCAAUUUAUUUAACCACGGGUAGUCAGGAACGAAGAGCUGUUUUUGUGUGUGCUUGCGAGUGCCCGUUCGUGUGAGAUGAGGUUAGUACCAUUUUGAUAUUGCAUUUAAACAGUUCUGGAAGCUUCUCUGGGGGGGGAUGACUCGACUGCAUUCCUUUUGUUCCAUUGCUCUGUGCCCCAGAGCAAGUCACAACAGAGAGAGGAGUGAACCUUUCCCAUCGUGAGUGGUUUCCAUGGUUACAUAUACAAUCCCCCAGGCCUAUCCCUCCAGACCGCAGCGGGGAUGUGGUCCUAGGAGGUAUGUAGCACACUCAUUGUGAUACUGUGGCACUACAGCAGUGUAGCAUUGCUGUUAUCCUCCACAGUAUUGUGAGAAUGUUGUGAUAGCCCUCCCAUCUCUGCAUGCUAGGUGGAGUGGUUUUGUGCUAACCACAGGAUUGUUGCCUUUAAAAAAAAAAAAAAAAAAAGAAGGAAAGAAAAUAAACUUUUUCUGGUUUUAUUGACAAUGAGGAAUUAGUGAUGUUACACAAACCUAGUUCAGCCAUUCUGUUCUCAAGUAUAACUAAAUAUGUGGAAAUCUGUCUUCUGUCUGUGCACACAUCUGUUUUGUGCUAUUUUUAAGGGAACUGUUCAUACACUAUUCACCAAUUUAGUCUUGUUAUUUCAAGUUCUGAAAGGGUUGAAAUUCUUCUCUGAGCCAACCAAAUAGGGAAAGCGUGAUUUGUGUGCUGAGGAAUCAAUCUUCUGCUGUGCACAUGAAUGAGUAUGUUAGAUUGUAGAGGGUACUUACAGUGCAGGUUUCACUGUGAUUCUGUUACAUAUAUUUUGUACACGUCAUGACACUAACUCAUUCGGAACUACACGCCUGGAUGUUAAAGCAUGCUUCCUUGUUCUCCAUUUUAUCCAGUUUUAUUCCAUUCUUUCAUGUUUUCCUUUGUAUAUGUUUUGGUUUCAAACACAUGAACAUGUAUUAUUUAAUUUGAUAAAUUGUGGAACGCUACCAAUAUGUAUAGAAAUAGUUUUUAAAUAGAUUAUUUUAAUGAUCUUUGUGCACAAAGGUGACUUUAACCAUGCUUUCGUUUGUACAUGGAGUUUUAUUGCGUAGGGUUUUCAUUAAUGCUUGUAGUCUCUCAACUGGAAUACUCCGUGAAGCCAUGCCGUAUGCAACAAAUGCAUUUGUCAACAUUACUUUGAAACCUGAGAUGCACUUUAUCAUGGGAAAUAAAAUGUUUUGAAACCCCUCUU
Messenger RNA from Conger conger (European conger), 5333 nucleotides. RefSeq names its product sorting nexin 11 (gene snx11). Gene Ontology annotation, biological process: intracellular protein transport. The coding region runs from base 843 to 2969 and encodes 708 amino acids. The record is from RefSeq and is a predicted model, not a curated record. Gene Ontology annotation, molecular function: phosphatidylinositol binding. Lineage: Eukaryota; Metazoa; Chordata; Actinopteri; Anguilliformes; Congridae. The transcript is spliced from 7 exons.